GCUGGCUGCCCCAAUCCACAAUAGACAACCUCGUAGAUAAGAAAGUGUGCUGUAAAACUUGUCACCUUCUCACUCCCCCACCACCAUUAAUUCACUCCUACUCGUUUUAUAAAUUUUAAUCACUCUUCUUUGAUUUUGAUAUAUAAAAUCAAUCACUUCUAAUCAAGAUCCUUCAGUUUUCCCUGUGAAAUGGCGAUGAUUGCAUCCAGGUUAUUGGGAAAAGCCAGAAACUUGGUUCAUCACAAAAAUCUCUCCUUUUUGUUAGGAUCAGUUGUUAUCAACAACACUUAUUCUUCUUCUUAUUCCUCAUUUCCUUCUGCUGUUAAGAGAUCACCACAUGCAUCACAGCCGGGUAACAUUAGCAACAACUCAGCCACUAUUUCUUACUUCUCUCACUAUGAAUCAACCAAAGCUGAGGCGCAGUUGGAAUUGCAGGAAGAUGAUCAUGAUCAGGUCAUUGAUUUUCCUGGAGGGAAAGUUGCUUUUACUUCUGAAAUGAGAUUCAUUUCUGAGUCUUCUGGGAAGAGGGCUCCUUGUUAUCGAGUUCUUGACGACAAUGGAGAGCCCAUGAAUCACAGCAACUAUGUACAGGUUAGCAAAGAAAUGGCAGUGAAGAUGUAUUCUGAGAUGGUAACUCUUCAAACAAUGGACAGCAUAUUCUAUGAAGUGCAGAGGCAAGGUAGAAUCUCCUUCUACCUUACCUCAAUGGGAGAAGAAGCAGUUAACAUUGCAUCUGCAGCUGCUCUUUCAUCAGAUGAUAUUGUAUUGCCUCAGUACCGGGAGCCUGGAGUUCUAUUGUGGCGUGGUUUCACACUGCAACAAUUUGCCAACCAGUGCUUUGGAAACACUAGCGAUUUAGGAAAAGGCAGGCAGAUGCCUAUUCAUUACGGGUCUAACGAGCUUAAUUACUUCACUAUAUCAUCCCCCAUUGCAACACAACUUCCUCAAGCUGUGGGGGCUGCUUAUUCUCUUAAAAUGGAUGGGAAAAGUGCAUGUGCUGUCACAUUUUGUGGAGAUGGAGGUACUAGUGAGGGAGAUUUCCAUGCUGGUAUGAAUUUCGCUGCGGUUAUGGAGGCCCCUGUUAUUUUUAUCUGUCGUAACAACGGAUGGGCCAUCAGUACCCCUACUGAAGAACAAUUUCGAAGUGAUGGUAUUGUGGUUAAAGGCCAAGCUUAUGGUAUCUGGAGUAUCAGAGUAGAUGGAAAUGAUGCUCUUGCUGUUUAUAGUGCAGUUCAUACUGCUCGUGAAAUCGCUAUAAGAGAACAAAGACCAGUUCUAAUUGAGGCUCUCACUUAUAGAGUAGGACACCACUCUACAUCUGAUGAUUCAACUAAGUACAGGCCAGUUGAUGAGAUUGAAUAUUGGAAGAUGGCAAGAAACCCUGUAAAUAGAUUCAAAAGAUGGGUGGAAAUGAAUGGCUGGUGGAGUGACAAGGAUGAAUUAGAGCUUAGGAGCAGUGUCAGGAAGCAGUUAAUGAAUGCGAUUCAGGUGGCAGAGAAAGCACAAAAACCUCCACUUGAGGACUUGUUUCAUGAUGUUUAUGAUCAAGUGCCAUCAAACCUUCAGGAGCAAGAAAAUCUACUUAGAGAAACCAUCAAGAAGCACCCGAAAGAUUACCCUUCAGAUGUUCCUUUGUAGAUAUUGCCAAUUCAAAUGAAUAUUGUACAGAAUCUGACUGUAAAAGUGGAAAAUGGAUUGGAUGUUCUUGUGGUAUUUAAUUAUUUCAA
Lotus japonicus is the source of this 1727-nucleotide messenger RNA. Its product is annotated as 2-oxoisovalerate dehydrogenase subunit alpha 2, mitochondrial-like. NCBI's taxonomy places the organism in Eukaryota, Viridiplantae, Streptophyta, Magnoliopsida, Fabales, Fabaceae. The coding region runs from base 190 to 1638 and encodes 482 amino acids. The transcript has 9 exons. Gene Ontology annotation, biological process: branched-chain amino acid catabolic process. The record is from RefSeq and is a predicted model, not a curated record. Gene Ontology annotation, molecular function: oxidoreductase activity, acting on the aldehyde or oxo group of donors, disulfide as acceptor.